Drosophila grimshawi is the source of this 675-nucleotide messenger RNA. RefSeq names its product mediator of RNA polymerase II transcription subunit 11 (gene MED11). Gene Ontology annotation, molecular function: transcription coregulator activity. Lineage: Eukaryota; Metazoa; Arthropoda; Insecta; Diptera; Drosophilidae. Gene Ontology annotation, biological process: regulation of transcription by RNA polymerase II. The transcript has 2 exons. The record is from RefSeq and is a predicted model, not a curated record. Gene Ontology annotation, cellular component: mediator complex. Bases 59 to 610 code for a protein of 183 amino acids.
AUCUGCAACACUUUACUCAAAAGUGAUUAAAAAAAAGUAGAGUUGUCUUCAUUUUAAAAUGAAUCCAUUGGACAAAAUACACGCAUUAGAUGAAAUCGAGAAAGACAUUAUACUAUGCAUGCAGAGUGCAGGGCAAGCGUUGCAAGAGCUCGGCAAGGAAAAGUCUUCACAAAAGAGUGCCGAAACGCAGUCACAACAAUUUUUAAAAAGCCUAUCUAGUGUUGAGUCCAAGCUCUCUGAACAAAUCAACUACCUCACACAAGUAUCCACCGGUCAGCCGCACGAGGGUUCCGGAUACGCGUCCGCCAAAGUCUUACAAAUGGCCUGGCAUCGCAUACAACACGCACGCUCCCGGGUACGAGAACUGGAAGAGACGAAGGCCAAACACUCGCAUGCCGCCAGACAACAACAGAAGCGGCAGCAAGAACAUGCAGCCGCACAGCAACAACAGCAGGCUGCCGCUGCAGCCGCGGCUCAGCAACAUCAGCAACAUGCUUCUGGUGGUGGCGUUGCCGGUGCAGGAGCUGCUGAUGGCGGUACAGCGGGUAUCAGUAAUAGUGCUGGCGGUGCAGUUAGCGCAGAUGCUGGUGGUGGCCUGCCAACAAAUUAAUUCAAAACGAUUUCAAUUAAAUUUAUAUUUAUUUUUUAUACGCAUUACACGUUUGCUUAAGCGUU